This is a messenger RNA of Motacilla alba alba, 2935 nucleotides long. It is a transcript of the gene ACOT11, whose product is annotated as acyl-CoA thioesterase 11. The coding region runs from base 518 to 2377 and encodes 619 amino acids. The record is from RefSeq and is a predicted model, not a curated record. Gene Ontology annotation, molecular function: thiolester hydrolase activity; lipid binding. Lineage: Eukaryota; Metazoa; Chordata; Aves; Passeriformes; Motacillidae. Gene Ontology annotation, cellular component: extracellular exosome. The transcript has 18 exons.
GAGUAAGAGCAUCAUCGCCUGGGUACUGCAUCCCGUUGCCAUGGUGACCCGAGGGCUGCAUCAGUCAACAGCUUUAAAAAUGUGACAGUUGAGUGAGGCUGAAGAUUUUAAUGAGGACAGACACUUGCUGGCUUGGUUUCCAUAACAAAUACUCCAUAAAUACCCGCCAGCUGGAUGGUUCCGGGUCUCGGGGCGCUCCCCUUCCCCGGGCUGGCAGUGUGGGCUGGGGCUGCCUGGGAAACAGCAGGGGGAUGAUGCAAAGCAGACAGCUCUGGGUGUUUUUCCCCCUCCUGCUAACGCAACCCAGGGGACAAGGUGACACGAUUGCCCAGCCAGCAGCAGGUUUGGGUUUCCAAGGAAUGUCCCUCUGGAGCUGUUGGCUGGGGCUGUGGGGUGUAACAGGACCACCCCCAGCCACUGCCACCGCCUUGUGCCUGCAUUGGGCAGCAAACCCGUCCUGUUGAACAGGAGAGUAACCCUUGCAGCGGGCUCUUGCAAGGGCAGGUGUCUCUUAAAAAUGGUCAAGGGGAAUAUUAUAGUCCCUGAAGACAUCUUGAGCUUCUGUUGCAAUGGCCUCCAGGGCUCGACCUCUCCACCCCGUGCCCGGGAGCCAGGGGAGCGGGAGGAGGCGCCGGGGGCCAUGGCGAGCCCCUCGGCCGCUCGCAACCCCACCGAGGUGCAGAUGAGCCAGCUGGUGCUGCCCUGCCACACCAACCACCGCGGCGAGCUCAGCACCGGCCAGCUGCUCAAGUGGAUCGACACGGCCGCCUGCCUCUCCGCCGAGAGACACGCCGGCUGCCCGUGCGUCACAGCCUCCAUGGAUGAUAUCUAUUUUGAGCACACCAUUAGCCAGCCGUCUGCCAGCCCUGCUGGGCAGCGGGACGGGAGGAGCGCUGUCGGCGUCGGGCAAGUUGUCAACAUCAAAGCCAAAGUGAACCGAGCCUUUAACUCCAGCAUGGAGGUGGGCAUCCAGGUGAGCUACGAAGACCUGUGCAGCGGGAAGCACUGCAGCAUCUGCAAGGCGUACGCCACCUUCGUGGCACAGGGCCCCUUGGGCAGCAAGGUGAGGCUGAAGCCGCUGACCCCGCAGACGGAGGAGGAGAAGAUCGAGUACAGCAUCGCCGCCGAGCGCCGCCGCAUGCGCCUGGUGCACAAGGACACCCUCAAGGACCUCCUCACCAGCAGCCCCCAAGAAACCGAGCUGGAGACGCGGGACGGCAGCGGGGCGGUGCCGGCGGAAAGGACGCGCGUGGAGAGUGUGGAGCUGGUGCUGCCUCCACACGCCAACCACCAGGGCAACACCUUCGGUGGGCAGAUCAUGGCCUGGAUGGAGAACGUGGCCACCAUCGCAGCCAGCCGGCUGUGCCACGCCCACCCCACGCUGAGGGCCAUCGAGAUGUUCCACUUUCGGGGCCCGUCGCAAGUCGGAGACCGCCUGGUGCUCAAGGCCAUCGUCAACAACGCCUUCAAGAACAGCAUGGAGGUGGGGGUCAGCGCCGAGGCCUACGGCCAGGAGAUGUCCGUCAGCCGCAGGCACAUCAACAGCGCCUUCAUGACCUUCGUGGUGCUGGACCAGGAGGGCCAUCCCCGCACGCUGCCCAUGCUGGCACCCGAGCCGGGGGACGGAGAAAGGAGGUACAGAGAAGCCAGUGCUAGGAAAAAAAUUCGGCUGGACCGAAAAUACGUCGUCUCCUGCAAACAGACUGAGGUGCCGCUCUCCGUGCCCUGGGACCAAAGCAACAAGGUUUAUCUGAGCUACAACAACGUCUCUGCGCUGAAGAUGCUCGUGGCCAAAGCGAACUGGGCGCUCGCCAGAGAAAAGGAGAAGGUGCGGAUGUACACGCUGGAGGAGGACAAGUUCCUGUCCUUCCGCAUCGAGAUGUCCGUCUGCAUCCCGGCCGGCCGAGCCUUCUCGCUGCUCUCCAACCUGCGGCGCCGGCAUGAGUGGGACAGCCACUACGUGAGUGCUGAGCUUGUCCAGAAGGUCGAUGACGACGACAUGAUCUACCACGUGGUGAGCCAGAAGCUCAGGAACGAGAACAAACCGCAGGACUUCGUUAUCCUGGCGUCCCGGCGGAAGCCCUGCAGCAAGGGGGACCCCUACGUGGUGGCCUUUCGGUCGGUGACGCUGCCCACGCACCCCGCCAGAGCCGAGUUCACGCGCGGGGAGACGCUCUGCUCCGGCUUCUGCAUCUGGCCGGAGUCAGAGGAGAUGAGCAAGGUGGCUUAUUACAACCAGGCUAUGCCGGGGUACCUCACCUACGUCACCACCAAUGUGGCGGGACUGUCCUCCGACAUCUGCUCCACCUUCGAAGCCUGUGAGAAGUUCCUGCUGAAGAAUAAGGAGGACCUGAUCUCGCGGCUGCAGGACUUCUAGAGCCACGGCCCCCUGCUGACAGACGGACAGACGGAUGAGGGGACACUUCUGUGGUGGAAGGGAACGUGGGAUGUGACACCCAGAUCCUGCCUCCCGGGGGGCUUUGGUCCCAGGGGCUGGGGUGGAGGGGCAUUACUGUACCACCUCAUCCCUUGCACUGAUGUGUCACACCUCUUUUUCUUUCUUUUUUUUUUUUUUUUUUUUAUUUAGAAAUUUUAUAAGCUGAUGUACAGGACUCAGUUUUCUAGUUCACUUAACGCUACUUGAAUCUUUAUACGAUCCAAAAUCUUCUCAAAACAGAUUAUUUUUUUCACUAGUUCUCAGUGGGGCAUAACUGGUUCCUUUUGAGGCAGCAAAGGGAGAGAGGGGGCAGUGAUGUGGGGCGGGUGCUGUACCCCUCCCUGGUGUAGGGGUGGCUGGUGGAACAUCCCACCUUCCCCAGUGCUGCUCCUUUUCCUGGGCAGGGCUGGCAAACAGCCCCUGAUCCUCCUGGGCUGAAAUCCCACCCCAUGGGGCUGUGGAAGGAGCAGCAAUAAAAGUGUUUUGAAAGGACAGACA